Molecule: messenger RNA, 1696 nt
Organism: Phyllotreta striolata
Lineage: Eukaryota; Metazoa; Arthropoda; Insecta; Coleoptera; Chrysomelidae
Source: the annotation of a GenBank genome assembly
UUUUUAUUAUCAUAUGUUAUUUACAUGAUUUAAGUCAAGUGAAUUAAUCGGUUACGCUGCAAUGAUACUACGUAAAAUGAACCAAAAGUAGUUUAAAAUGGACAUUAACAACAAAGCAUUCACAGGUCCAAGAUUUGGACAGCGACAUGUCCAAAUAUGCCUCCUAUUUACAAUGAUUACCAUAAUUCAUUCGACGCGAACCCAAUUACCAGUCGCCUUAAUUGCAAUGACUUCAAAGGACACUUCUUCGAAUCCAGAUGUACCUGUGUACGAUUGGAAAAACACGAGCAUAAUUCUCUCGUCCUUUUACUGGGGCUACAUUUGGUUACAAAUACCAGCCGGAAAGCUUAUUAGAUUAUAUGGAACAAAACCGUUUUUACUAGCUAGUAUGAUUACGAACGCUACGAUAUGCGCAUUCUGCCCGUUAGUCGUUAAAAUAUGGGGCUCGGGUGGUUUGAUGGCAAUUCGAAUACUGCAAGGGCUAUCGCAGGGAUUUUUGUACCCCUGCAUCGUGGAUAUGCUGUCCAAAUGGUGUCCUGUAGCCGAGAGAACUACACUAGCAACUUUAGCUUACUGUGGUGCAGAUUUUGGAGCCAUCGCAACUUCCCCGAUUGUAGCACUGAUUUCAACCACUUGGUAUGGUUGGCCUUUGUCCUUUUAUUUAUUAGGUGUAGCAGGAUAUGCAUGGGCGGUGGUGUUCUAUAUUUUAGGAUCCGGCAGCCCGGCUUCGCAUCGUUACAUAUCUGACUUGGAAUUGGAAUACAUUCAGUGCAAUUUGAAAACAAAUAAUUACAGGAUGGACAUUCCUUGGAAGAAGAUCUUACGAAAUGUCCCAUUUUGGGCCGUGUUUAUUACGUUGACGGGUCAAUAUUUUAGCAAUUUAUUAUUUAUGUUAGAAACUCCUACUUAUAUAGCCAAAGUAAUGAAGUUCGACAUAACUUCGAAUGGUAUUCUAAGCGCCGCUCCAAACGUAGCAAGUUUUCUAUCUUCAAUAUUCUUUAGUUAUUUGGCUGAAUACUUAAUGAAAGCAAAUUUCUUAUCGCUUAUUUGGACCAGGAAAAUAUUCACCGCAAUAGGUUGUUUAGUACCAGCAGCAACUGUGCUAAUUUUGGCUUUUUUGCCGGCUAAUGCAUCCGCUGCAUCUGUGGCAAUGUUGAUAGUAUCAUCGGCAAGCCAAUCAGCUUGUAGCGCGGGAGUGAACAUCAAUCAUAUUGAUUUAUCGCCGAAUUUCGCCGCUUUGCUUUUCGGAAUUAUUAAUACACCUGCGGUGUGCAUAUCAAUUUUCGGUCCUAUAGCCGUUCAAUUUAUAGUUACCGCCAAGGAUGAUAAAGCCCAAUGGCAAAUAAUAUUCUUCAUUGCAUCAGCGGUGUAUGCUGUUCCCUGUCUAAUCUACAUGUAUUUUGCGUCCGCCAAAGUUCAACCGUUCAAUGAUGCUAAUGAAAAAUCUAUUGAAAAUAAUAUAACCAACAGACACUCGAAACAAAACAAUGAAAAAAAUAAAGUGUAGGUAAGAAACAACGUUUGCAGCGAUAAUCUUAAGUGUGUCUUUCGUAUUAAUUAACUGUAGGUAUCUUGUGAACAAAACCUAGCUUAGUCUAAAAUUUUAUAAUUAUGUAAUUAUUGAUAAAUAAUAUUUGGUGUUUUAAGAGUAAUUGAUGCCUUUGUACAUAUUAAAUAUGAAUAGUAUAAAUUAUUG